AUGGUCUCUUUGUUUGCUUGCGCCCAGGGCGUUGUGAUUCUCGCCGUCGGCAUUGCCGCCAGGGCGAAUCUGCCUCCGAUUCCAUCUGAUUUGACAACCCCAGUUCAACAGCGAAUUGCGGUCAACGAGCCCAACAGCAUCACCGUGAGUUGGAAUACAUACAAGCAGCUGGACAAGGCAUGUGUCAAGUACAGCGCAUCUAACUGCUCCUUAACAGAGCAAGUCUGUUCUACCACGUCUGCUGCCACAUAUCCAUCCUCCCGCACUUGGUUCAACACAGUCACCAUCUCGGGUUUAAGCCCAGCCACCAAAUACUGCUACCAAAUCGUCUCGACCAACUCGACCACGGCAUCCUUCCUCAGUCCGCGCCUGGCCGGCGACAAGACGCCCUUCUCAAUCAAUGCCAUCAUCGACCUCGGUGUCUACGGCGAGGACGGCUACACCAUCCAGAUGGACCAGACAAAGAGAGACGAGAUCCCCAACAUCCCGCCCUCGCUCAACCACACCACCAUCAAGCGCCUCGCCGACACCAUCGACGAGUACGAACUUGUCAUCCACCCCGGCGACCUUGGCUACGCCGACGACUGGAUCCUCCGCGGCCACAACGCCUUUGACAGCAAGAACGCCUUCCAGGCCAUCCUGGAGCAGUUCUACGACCAGCUCGCCCCCAUCUCCUCGCGCAAGCCCUACAUGGCCAGCCCGGGCAACCACGAGGCCGCCUGCGAGGAGAUCCCUCACACCACGGGCCUCUGCCCCAGCGGCCAGAAGAACUUCACCGACUUCAUGACCAGGUUCGGCGGCAGCAUGCCCACCUCGUUCGCGUCCACGUCGCACGACCCCGCGGCCAAGGUGAAUGCCAACAAGGCCAAACACCUGGCCAAGCCCCCAUUCUGGUUCUCCUUCGAGUACGGCAUGGCGCACGUCGUCAUGAUCGACACCGAGACCGACUUUGCCGGCGCGCCCGACGGGCCCGACGGCUCCGCCGGCCUCAACGCCGGACCCUUCGGCCGCCCCGACCAGCAGCUGCAGUUCCUCGAGGCCGACCUCGCCUCGGUCGACCGCGCCGUCACGCCGUGGGUCGUCGUGGCCGGCCACAGGCCCUGGUACACGACGGGGGGGGAGGCGUGCGAGCCCUGCCGGGACGCUUUCGAGGGGAUUUUUUACAGGUACGGCGUGGACCUUGGCGUCUUUGGGCAUGUGCACAACUCGCAGCGCUUCUGGCCCGUGGUCAACGGGACGGCUGAUCCUGCGGGCUUGGAUAAUCCCAAGGCGCCGGUGUAUAUUGUCGCGGGGGGUGCGGGGAAUAUCGAGGGACUGAGUGCCGUCGGGAUGAGGCCGGCGUAUACUGCUUUUGCGUACGCUGACGACUUUAGCUAUGCUACGAUAAGCUUUUUGGAUGCGCAGAACAUGAAGAUUGACUUUUAUAGAUCGGCGACGGGGGAGUUGCUGGAUACGUCUACCCUGUAUAAGGUGCAUGACCGGCAGUUUGUAGAGCAGUGA
Metarhizium brunneum ARSEF 3297 is the source of this 1500-nucleotide messenger RNA. Its product is annotated as Purple acid phosphatase 6. Lineage: Eukaryota; Fungi; Ascomycota; Sordariomycetes; Hypocreales; Clavicipitaceae. Gene Ontology annotation, molecular function: acid phosphatase activity; protein binding; metal ion binding. The record is from RefSeq and is a predicted model, not a curated record.